This is a messenger RNA of Macrosiphum euphorbiae (potato aphid), 282 nucleotides long. NCBI's taxonomy places the organism in Eukaryota, Metazoa, Arthropoda, Insecta, Hemiptera, Aphididae. The record is from the annotation of a GenBank genome assembly.
AUGGAAGUUAGACAGAUAAUGAAUGAGCAAACUGAGGAGUUAAAUGUUCUUUUAACACAACAUUCAUUUCAAACUCACAAUCUGGUAGCAAUAAUUAAUACUGCUCAAGUGGGUCAUAUGCAUUCUAGCAUAAUUUCUGCAACAAAUUUCUUAGCAGAGUUACAGCAGGUUAGAAUACAACUAGAUUCAAGAGAGAACUUUGCAGAGCAAGUCAAAAUACAAAAUAUACAUAAAUUAAUGAGAAUGAGUAGCUUACAGGUGAUAAGAGUAGCAGAUACAUAA